AUGGACAAAGAGAGUCCAGGCCUCAACCUAGAGAAACUAGUAGCUGUUCUGCAACCAAAUGGACAUCAGCUUAUUCUGGAAGAGAUACCACACUGGAACGCUGCAGAGCUGGUGGUCAAUGGCAAGACUGUAUUUCACUGCAAAAUUAAUGACCUGGAUUUUGGAAAUGAUGGCAAGUUGCACCCACUUUGUGGAGAAGCCAGAAUAGCAGCAUUAAAUGCUUACUGA
Messenger RNA from Strigops habroptila (Kakapo), 228 nucleotides. It is a transcript of the gene C5H10orf53, whose product is annotated as chromosome 5 C10orf53 homolog. The record is from RefSeq and is a predicted model, not a curated record. The transcript has 3 exons. Bases 1 to 228 code for a protein of 75 amino acids. Lineage: Eukaryota; Metazoa; Chordata; Aves; Psittaciformes; Psittacidae.